AUGUCGAUGCAUCGUGUCUCGUCCAUCGAGACCUUCACUACCUUCCGCAUAGACCAUCACAGGAGAGAGUCUGAUGCUUCGACCCGCGCCCGCAAGCUUACCUUCAACCCCCUUCCGCCAGAAUGGGAUCCUCCCGUGACCAUUGACCAUCCCCAGGCUGUCGGUGCCUUCCAGGUACCGAAAUGGAAGCGCCUGGAUGCAGCCCAAGUCGGUGCCAGCGUAGUCUACUGCUUCCUCGCAGCCGGCUUAGUCUUUGGCUAUGCCGCAAUCAAACCCGUCCUGAAGGAUGAAGGCGCCUAUCGCGAUGUCUGCGCCUCCGCAGCGAGAGAUGGCUCGCUCGAACCCGAGGAGACGUGUGUCGAGAUGCACCUCAACAUGAUGUUUACCGUUGCCGCUGUCGCAACUAACGUCGCCGCUCUUCCUGUCGGCGCCAUCCUCGACCACUAUGGCCCCCGCGUCUGCGGCGUGCUGGCCAGUCUGUUCCUGGCCCUCGGCGCUCUGCUCAUGGCCUUCGAAGAUCUCCUGCCCUUCGACGGCCUGCUGUUCGGCUACUUCUUUCUCGCCCUCGGCGGUCCCUUCACCUACAUCUCAUCCUUCCAGCUGUCCAAUGCCUUCCCGCGCCACUCGGGCUUCAUCCUGGCGCUGUUGACAGGUGCUUUCGAUGCAUCGAGCGCCAUCUUCCUUGGCUUCCGGCUGGUCUACAAUGCCACGGAUGGCGCAUUUGGUCGCCGCCGGUUCUUUGUGUCGUACUUGCUCGUGCCCGUGCUGCUCAUGCUGGUACAGCUGACGAUCAUGCCCGCGCAGUCGUACAAGACAGUUGGUGAGCUAGUAGAGGAGCUGGAGACGGAGAAUCAUACCAACGGCUACGGCAGCAGUAACGGUCUUGUAAAUGGGGGUCAGAGGAGCAACGGCAGGCCGUUCGCGUCGGCAUUCGAGGACGAUAGUGACGACGAAUCGCCAUAUGCGAUCGACCAGGUUGAUGAAGAGACGGCACUAUUGCGCCAGGAGAGAUGGCGCCGGCGCGCCGAGGCCGAGGCCGAUAGGCAGACGCGUGCCGAGGACCAGAAGUUCAAGGCCUCGGGCGUGUGGGGUGUCAUGCACCCUUACUCGGCUUGGGAGCAGAUCAAGUCUCCAUGGUUUAUCCUCAUCUGCUUAUUUACCAUCGUGCAAAUGACCCGCAUCAACUUCUUCGUCGCGACUAUCCGAACACAGUACACCUCUCUUUUCAGCCCGCUCCCCGACCCCCCAGCCGCCGCCGCCGCCCUCAACACUUACUUCGACGUGGCCCUGCCCCUGGGCGGCAUCAUCGCGAUCCCCUUCAUCGGCUUGAUCCUCGACCGCCUAAGCACCGUAACCGUCCUCACUCUCCUAGUCACUUUCGCAACGCUCAUCGGCGGCCUGGGCCUUGUGCGCGGCUCCGAAGCCGCCGCUUACCUAGGCGUAACUCUCUUCGUGGUGUACCGCCCAUUCUACUACACCGCCGUAUCGGACUAUGCGGCGAAGGUGUUUGGGUUUGAGACGUUUGGUACCGUGUACGGUGCCGUCAUUUGUCUGGCCGGAGUCCUGAGCCUUGCGCAGGGCGGGCUGGAUUACUUGUUCGAGAAGACGUGUCGCGGCGAUCCGGUACCCGUGAACGUGGGGUUGCUGCUGGCUGGGUUGAGUGUGGGCGUGUGUCUCGUCGGGUUUGUGUGGUGGAAGGCUAGACAGCUGGGGACGAAGGGGGAGUUGGGGAGAUGUUGA
Molecule: messenger RNA, 1740 nt
Organism: Thermochaetoides thermophila DSM 1495
Lineage: Eukaryota; Fungi; Ascomycota; Sordariomycetes; Sordariales; Chaetomiaceae
Exons: 3
Coding region: 1-1740 (579 amino acids)
Biological process (GO): transmembrane transport
Cellular component (GO): fungal-type vacuole membrane
Molecular function (GO): transmembrane transporter activity
Source: RefSeq, a predicted model, not a curated record